Messenger RNA from Rana temporaria (common frog), 7962 nucleotides. Its product is annotated as piezo-type mechanosensitive ion channel component 2-like. The record is from RefSeq and is a predicted model, not a curated record. Bases 1 to 7770 code for a protein of 2589 amino acids. NCBI's taxonomy places the organism in Eukaryota, Metazoa, Chordata, Amphibia, Anura, Ranidae. The transcript is spliced from 53 exons.
AUGGGGCACACCGGGCGAUUUUUAAAGGCUAUAUACCAUACCAGCUUCUUUCUUCUCCUUAUACAGUCCUCUUUCCAAAUUGCAUUCAACUAUGUGCCUCCCAAAGAUUACCUCUGGGAGGAGAUCCUGGAACACUUUGGAAUUGUAAGACUCGCCAGUGUCGACCCUUGGAAUAUAGUCCGCCUUCUUGCCUCAGACAUUGGAAUGUUUUUCUCAGGUUAUUUCAUCCGAAGAACCUGUAAGAAGCUGGUGCGAUCGGGAGCUCCCAAACCUAACGUUUGUAUCAGCAGUGAAGAGGAAGAGGAGGAUGAGGAAUCUGAAACGGAGAGUGAGAUAGAAGAGAGUGAGAAUGAGACAGAUUUCUCAACAGAUGAUGAAACCCUUGAUAAAGAUGUCAAUGACACUCGGGCAAAGCUGGUUGAGAAGAUCACAUCCUUAGUUGCUGCAAUGAAGUUGUUGUUUGAGGCCCUCUUUACCACAGCUGGAAAAGUCGUGGUCACCAUUCUGCUGGGCUUGUCUGGCAUCAUUCUGCCUUCUGUGACAUCUGCCCUGUAUUUCUCUAUCUUCAUGUUUUUAUGUUCAUGGUGGGCUUGUAAUCGCAGUAUUAGCCUAGUGACCUUUAGCAGCCUCUGUGUCAUGGCUGCCAUCUUCAGUGCUGGUCACCUGACAGCUGUCUAUCUGUAUCAGCUUCCUUAUUUUCAAGAAAUCAUCCCACCUCAGGAUUUGUUUGCUAGGCUUUUUGGGAUGACGGCCAUUAUCAGGACUAAUCAAACAGAAUCAUGGGUCAUACAUCUUCACCAGGGUCUGCACUGGCCCAUUUUCACAAACCCGUUUAUGCUACUUAUUCUGUACUAUACGUUGGUCAUGCUGCUGCAGCAGUGGACCCAAAUGCCAGUGGAGGAACCUGCAAGCAAGAAAGAAAAGCCCACCAACAAUGACCACCAUAUGGAUGGAAUGUUGUGGACCACCAAUGCUGAGCUGAUACAACUACAGCCUGGUUAUCUAAUGCCUAAUGGGUGGCAAGAGUUACCUCUGUUAAAAUGUGAAUUACAGCAAGCACACACAGACUUCUCGGUGCCCAUAUACAAUGAAGAUGUAGAGGACCCCGAUGAGUCUGAAAACAUAGAAACAGAGGAGCCCGCUACAACCGAGAAUAAACCUGGAGGAAUUGCUGUGCUGGGUCAAUUUAUCAUGCGGCAGAGCUAUGUCAGUGCACUGAUUGUAAUGAUGAUUUGGAGCAUAACUCAUAACAGCUGGUUAACAUUUGUUCUAUUAAUAUGGUCAUGUGUUAUUUGGAUGAUGAGGGACCGUCGCCGCUACGCCAUGCUAAGUGCUCCUUUCUUGGCUUCCUACGCCAACAUUUUGGUCGUCGAGAACUUUUUUGUUGGUCUUAACAUUUCCCAAGAAGAGCUGUUCCCUGGCAUCCCCACAGCUGUCCUCAUCGACUUUGAUCUGAAACCAUAUUCAAUGCCGUGUGGGCACCUUGGACUGAAGAUCUUUUAUGCACUUAUAUUCUGGGUACUGUUGCGGCAGAACUUGAAAGAGCGGGAAAUUGAAGGAGAUCAAGAAUCUCUAAAAGAGGUUUUAGUUGAGGAAAGUGAGACUGAAGAACCCCCAAAUGCCUUCAUGGAGAUGGUUGGCUUGAUGGUGCGGGGUGCACUGGUUAAGUACUGGAUUUAUUUCUGUGGUGCCAUGUUUUUCGUCAUCAGUUUCAGCGGCAAGGUUGUGGUGUACAAGAUCCUCUACAUUGUGCUGUUUCUCUUCUGUGUGUCCUUGUACAAGGUUCAUUAUGAAUGGUGGAGGAGAAUCCUGAAGUAUUUCUGGAUUACUGUGGUUUCCUAUUCAAUGGUGGUCCUCAUUGCCGUCUAUGUCUAUCAGUUCAAGACCAUAUCUGGGUUUUUCCUCCAGAUCUUGGGCAUGUCGGAGGAAGGCCUUAAGGACAUUGGCUUGGAGCAGUACAGCACUGUGGAGCUAUUUGCUGGCAUACUGCUUCCCUCAUCAUUUCUCCUGGCCUGCAUUCUCCAGCUCUACUACUUCAAUGAGGACUUCCUGAAACUGACAGAUCUCAAUAACAUCCCCAUUAACGAAGGAGGCGUUAAUGACAGUAAGAAGAAAAUUGAGAACCGGGUACUUACUCUUUCCACUAUGAUAAAGGAAAACCUUGGCAAUCUACAGAAGACGCUGGAUACUGAGAAGCAGAACAGUGCCAGUCAAAGCACGCUGGAGAAGAUUGAUGAUAUUGUGGUGGAUGCAGAGACGACCACAGAUGGCACACAAUCUGCAGAGACAAACCCCUGGAUUCUUGUGAUUGACAAGUUGAUGUCCAUGCUCCUAACUCUGCUGAAUUUCAUCCAUGCUGUGCAAGUACUCGUGUGGAGGUUGCUAGAACUACACAUUAUCAAGAUUGUGUCCACCAUUGUCAUCUGGAUCACACUCCAAGAGGUGUCUCUGAUGAAUUGUCUUUUCUACAUGCCCUGGGUAUUUGCGCUUCCAUAUUCACACCUGCGUCCAUAUGCAUCCAACAUCUCUACCGUAUGGUCCUGUUUCAUGGUCAUCUGCAAAAUGAUGUAUCAGUUGAAAUUUGUUAAACCACUUGAGUAUUCCUCCAACUGCACAGAGGGCUUAUACCACAAUGGAAGUCUUUACAGUCCAAUUUCGAAUGAGCUUUUACAGAGAUCUGUUUUAUAUGUGGCACCCGUGGACCCUGCUUUGUGGUGUGGAGGUCUGCGUAAAUGUGCAGACAGUGUUUUGCCCUGUCUCCAGAACCAUCUCCUUGUUCUGGCUCUGAUGGCUAUUGAAGCAACCGUGUACCGGCACCAACUUUAUUACCGGGUACACAACAAGCUCACAACCCCCAUUACUGGAAGCAUCUUUGACAACAUCACACGGAAGAAUCUUGAUGAUGGACUUGUUAACUGCUCAAAGUACUUUAUCAAUUACUUUUUUUACAAGUUUGGACUGGAGGUUUGUUUUGUGAUCUCGAUAAACGUGAUUGGACAACGGAUGGAUUUUUAUGCUGCUCUGCAUGCUGGUUGGCUACUCUACUUAUUGUACCUGCGUCGUCGAAAAACCAUUGCGGAGGUCUGGCCAAGAUACUGCUGUUUUAUUGCUAGCAUAAUGACUGUCCAAUACCUUCUUUGUAUUGGCAUCCCUCCAGCAUUCUGCACAGAUUAUCCAUGGCGCAUAUUGCCAGUGAAGCCCAGAUCCAACCUCAUCAAGUGGCUUUACCUACCUGAUUUUGCCAAAGCCCCCGAUCCCGGAUUUCUGCUAUACGAUGCUAUGCUGCUGCUCUUUUCCUCCUUGCAGUGGCAGGUGUUUGAGGAUGAGAACUUAGCUUGUGUCCGUAUGUUGGCUGGGGACAACAUUGAAAUCAGUAAGGAUUUGGAUCCAGGAGACUUGUGCCAGUAUAGCCCUGUUCCUAAUUUUCUACACUGUAGGUCUUACCUAGACAUGGCAAAAGUGGUGGUGUUCAGCUUCCAUUUCUGGUUUGUGCUAUGCCUAAUCUUCAUCACCGGAACAACCCGUAUAAACAUCCUGUGUAUGGGAUACCUGAUGGCCUGUUUCCAUUUCAUGCUGUUUGGGGGCAGCCUUCUGCUGAAACCGGUCCGUCAUUUACUAAAGCUGUGGAACUAUCUGAUUGUCUACACUGCCUUUACCAUCACCAUGAAGAACCUGCUUUCAAUCGGAGCUUGUGUAUACCUAGAUAAAUUGAUGAAGAAUAACUGCUGGCUCAUCCAGACAUUCAGCAUGUUCUGCACCAUCAAGGGAUAUGACUUGAAUAUCCCAUCAGAUGACGCAUGCGAGCUGCCUGAAAAUGAAGCAGGAAUUGUAUGGGAUGCAAUCUGUUUUACAUUUCUACUAAUACAGCGCCGCGUGUUCUGCAGCUAUUACUUCCUGUAUGUUGUGGCAGAUCUGAAGGCGUCCAAACUCCUGGCAUCCAGAGGAGCAGAGCUGUUUGAAGAGAAGGUUAAGAAGGUUGUAGCGGUACGUCUGGAGGAAGAGAAGAAAUGUUCCCAGGCAAUGAAGAAGCAGAUGGAACAGAUCAAAUUAAAGCAGAAGGCAACUGAUGAGGCGAAGGCUCGGAAAUCAAGUGCAACUGAGGAUGUCUCUGACUCAUCAGCAAAGGACAAAGAGGAAGUUGAUAAAAAAGAAAAAGAUGGAAAAAAGAAGUGGUGGCAGCCCUGGGUGACCCACACAACAAUGGUUCGAAGUGGAACCUACAGCCUAUUUGAUACAGACAGUGAGGAUGAGGAGGAAGAGACUCGAGAGGAAAAGCGAGAGGAGGAACCCCCUAAAAAGAAAACUGCAUUUCAGCUAGCCUAUGAAGCCUGGACCACCAGCUCGAAAUCUGCUCUUAACCUGAGAAAGAACGAUGAGAUUACAAUCCGCAAGGAGAUGGAAAAACAACAACCAGAAGGAAAGCCAGAGGAAACCCAGCAUGAUGAAACCGAGUCAGAAAGCCAGGAUGAUACUGCAGAAGGGCCGGAGAAUAUCAUUCAGAGGAUCAUCAAUAUUGUCAAGUUCUCCUGGGUCUUCAUUCAAGCUCUCACAGAUGACACCAUUGAAACCCUCAAUGCUUUCUGCAAGGACAGUGUAGACAUCGCCACGGUACUGAGGAUGGAACGUUGUAUGCUGCAGAGGAACUUGGACAAGGGUAAAGAAGCCUCACAGGAAUGUAUAACAGAGUAUUAUAAAGCCAAGCAGCUAUCUCGGACUCACACCUUAUCUAGCGAAGAAGGAGAACAACACAGCAGUCACAUGGAAGAGGAGACUAUUCUCCCAAAGAGGUUGGAAAUCUGUAAGAUCCUCAGUAUGGAGUCUCAGGACAGCUAUGUAUCCAGUUGUAUCACAGAGGAUUUAGUCCUAUCUUAUGAAGAACCUUCGUGCCCCAUAGACAGCCCAAAACGUCGGAUUCCCCAGCGCAUGCAAGCAUUUGACUGCACUUCUGUUGAUAGCUUGGAUUCAAGUCCGGAGAAUCUUGAAGAUGAACUGGGUUCGGGUCAGGAAGGUGACUAUGAAGGGGAUGCAGAAAUGACUGAGCGCACGGGAACAGAGAUCCCACCUUCUUAUAGCACAGUUAUCUGUAAAGAAGACCAGCAGCCUUCGGAAGCUGAGGAAUCCUUAAGCAGCAAACCACUUGCAGAGGUCCCCCAAUGUCUGACUGCUAGUGAACUUCUGCUCAACAAGAUGUUUUAUGAUGAAGAGCUAGAAGAGUCGGAUAGGUUUUACCAGACUCUUCCUCGUCCUCUGCGUCUUGGCUUUGCUCUCUAUAACACCAUUGUGUCCAAAUCCGAAAUGCUGUGUUACUUUGUUAUCAUCCUCAACCAGAUGGUGUCUGCUUCCAUCCUUUCUUUAAUCCUGCCCAUCCUCAUCUUCCUCUGGGCAAUGCUGUCAGUGCCCAGGCCUACAAAACGCUUCUGGAUGACUGCCAUCAUCUACACUGAGAUUACAGUUGUCCUCAAGUAUUCUUUCCAGUUUGGCUUCUUUCCAUGGACUUCCACAGUGUACCGGAGCAUGAAUGCCGACAAACCAUUCCGGUUACCCAACAUAAUUGGCAUUGAAAAAAAAGAUGGUUACGUUCAUUUUGACCUCAUCCAGCUCCUGGCUUUGUUUUUACACCGCUCUAUCCUGAAAUGCCAUGGACUGUGGGACAACAAGGAAGUCUGCCUGCCAGAGUCUAAAAAGAAGAAAAAGUCCAAACGGCAGAAAAAGCGAGGCAGUAAAGGGGAGGAUGACACCAGCUCCGGCAUCGUACCGUGGCACCUCUUCAAGCAUCAAAAUCCAUCAAAGAAUGUUUUUAGAAAAAGAAGAGCCUCGCAAAAGGCCAUUACUGAAGGCACACCCCAAAAGAAAGAAACCAAAAGCAGAUGGAAUUGCUUCAAGCGGAACCCCAAAAAAAAGCGUUUGACACUGAAAGAGAGACUAAAGCAACAGUGGAUAAAACUGAAGAAGCUGACGGUGAAAAUAGCGCUGCAAAUCUACCUGCCGAUCAGACAGUUCUUCUAUGAUAUCAUACACCCAGAGUACAGCCCAGUAUGCGAUGUCUAUGCCAUCAUGUUCCUGGUCGAUGUUAUCAAUUUCAUUAUUGUUAUCUUUGGGUAUUGGGCAUUUGGGAAACACUCGGCUGCAGCAGAUAUCACAGAGUCAUUGUCGGAGGACCAGGUGCCUGAAGCCUUUCUAGUGAUGCUUCUCUUACAGUUCGGCACCAUGAUCGUUGACAGAGCCAUUUAUCUGCGCAAAACAAUGUUCGGCAAGUGUGUCUUCCAGGUGGUCCUGGUUUUUGGGAUUCACUUCUGGAUGUUUUUUAUCUUACCUGGAGUCACAGAAAGGAGAUUUAACACAAAUCACGUUGCCCAGCUGUGGUACUUUGUUAAGUGUUUAUAUUUUGGACUGUCUGCAUAUCAGAUCAAGUGUGGCUACCCCAACCGAGUCCUGGGGAACUUCCUGACAAAGAGUUACAACUGCAUCAACCUUUUCCUCUUCCAAGGUUUCCGAAUGGUCCCAUUCCUGACUGAAAUGAGGGCUGUAAUGGAUUGGAUAUGGACCGACACGACUCUCAGCCUAUCCAGCUGGAUCUGUGUGGAGGAUCUCUAUGCCAAUAUCUUCAUUAUGAAGUGCUGGAGGGAAUCUGAGAAGAAAUAUCCAGAGCCCCCAGGCCAGAAGAAAAAGAAAAUUGUCAAAUACGGAAUGGGAGGAGUUAUUAUUUUUGCACUCAUCUGUAUUGUUUGGUUCCCACUCCUGUUUAUGUCACUGGUGAAAUCUGUGGCCGGGGUGACAAAUCAGCCUUUGGAUGUUUCCAUGCAGAUAAGCAUCAGUGGUUAUGAGCCUCUGUUUACUAUGAGUGCCCAGCAGCAGAACUUGGCCCCCUUCUCUCAGGCAGCGUAUGAUCAGAUGACAUACAGUUAUGCCUUACAUCCCUCUGCCAUGCAGUUUAUAGUUAAUUACAUGCCAGAGGACAUUGUUACUGCUAAAAUAAAGAGCAACGCAAGCCUUCUGUGGACCAUCAGCCCAGCAAGCCGAGAAGCCAUGAUCGAGGAGCUAUCUGAGUCCACUCAUAUCUACUUUGAUGUUCAUUGGAGCAUCCUCAGGAAUGCAUCUAUUGUAAAGAGCGCAGAGAGCUUUGGAAAACACACAGUGUGCUAUGAUGAUGCAGAAACCCGUGACCAGAUUGUUCAGAUGUUGAGAGGGGAAAGAAGAGAGCCCUUGAUGCUGAAGAACAUUUUGCCAAAGCACCUCAGAGCAAACGCCGGCCCUGAGGCCAAAAUUGCCCACCGUCUCAAGACAGACUUCUCAGAGAAGCCAGAAGACAUUGAGAAAUAUGCCUUCUUCCGGAAUUUAACCCUCAAAUUGCAGCAGUUGACUGUUAACAACACAUCGGGCCAGGUGACCGAGUGGUGGGUUAUUCAGGAGUGGCAUCCAGCCUGCGGGACGAAUGGUUGUGCUAAGAAUAUAGAACUUGUAAUUUACAAUGAUAAAGCCAGUCCUCAGAGCCUUGGAUUCCUAGCUGGAUACGGCAUUGUUGGCCUUUACAUGUCGGUCGUUCUGGUAAUUGGCAAAUUCAUCCGAGAGUUCUUCAAUGGGAUCUCGCGCUCCAUCAUGUUUGAAGAACUACCGAACGUUGACCGCAUUUUAAAACUUUGCACAGACAUCUUCUUGGUGCGUGAGACAGGAGACUUGGACCUGGAGGAACAAUUGUUUGCCAAGCUGAUCUUCCUCUACAGAUCUCCUGAGACCAUGAUUAAAUGGACCAGAGAACGACAUGACGAGUGACCUUCACAGAUGUGAACCAAAGACUCUCCCCAGGACUUCUGAGUUACAAGGGUGUGGACUGCAGGCUAGUACCAUGUCAUUAUGUAUGAUCAUGGAGCUGCAGAAUAUUGGAGCUCAAAGGGAUACAAUGGCAAUACACGUUUACAUGAUAAUUUGUAUGCAACUAAAAAAUAAAACUGCUAGUAAACCAUU